Molecule: messenger RNA, 3329 nt
Organism: Caretta caretta (loggerhead turtle)
Lineage: Eukaryota; Metazoa; Chordata; Testudines; Cheloniidae
Gene: SH2D7
Product: SH2 domain containing 7
Cellular component (GO): cytoplasm
Source: RefSeq, a predicted model, not a curated record
AUGUCAUAUUUCCCAUAAUAAAGACAGUAGUGGAGGUUUACACGUAGCAUUGCUCUCUUUUUUCUCCCUUCAAAUGCUUCAGAUUCAACUUCAAGACAGCAUGGAGAAUAAACAGCUGCAAUUACUCUUAGGAAGGGAAACUAACCCAGCAACUGAAAACCAGUCCUUGGAGAUGCUAAAAGAUCUAGCAUUGAAGUGGUUUAUGGAGACACAGGUUCCUCUUAUAUUACAGAAUGGUAUUUUACCUGAGUGGUUCUAUGGAUUCAUUACAAGAAAGCAGAGUGAAGAGCUGCUUAAAGACAAAGAUGUUGGCUGUUUUCUUAUCAGAUUAAGUGACAGAACAAUUGGUUACAUUCUGUCAUAUAGAGGAAAAGAUCGAUGUCGGCAUUUCGUCAUUAAUCACCUACGGAACGGACAUUAUGUAGUAUCAGGGGAUACCUGUACCCAUGAAAGCCUCGCAGAGCUGAUAAGCUAUUACCAGACUUCAGAAAUCAACCCUUUUGGAGAAAAUCUUACAACAGUUUGUGCUCAGCCAAUGGAGAAUAGUUUAUAUGAUGAGAUCGCUUUGGAUCAGCAAACCUCUUCAAAGCAAAGUAAAUCAAACAGUGGCGAAGUCAAUCCCUUGCUGAAAAGGCAAGCGUCUGGCAGCUCACAAACCACUGUGCUAAUGAAGGAAGCCACCUCUGUACCUCCAAAGUCAAAGACAGAGCACAAGAACUUAUCAGGAGAAAGAAAGAACUUUAACCCCCAGGAUCCAGACAUAGCCCCACCACUGCCGGAUAGGAUCAGCUUGCUUAUGCAGGAGACAUUCAAGCUAGACUUAAACGAUCAAGGAAACACUAUAUAUGCAGAGCUGAACAAACAUCAUCUAAAGGACAGAGGCCUUAGUUUGGAGACCCACUCUGCCACUGACAAAGUCCUCAUUGAGAAACCAGCCUGUUCAUCACAAGGAGACACCCAGCAAAAACCAGGAGAACCAGACCAAGCAAACUACUCUCCUUGCAAAAAAAUCAGCUCGGUGUAUGCUUUGGCUAAGCAAGCCGAACGUUUCUAUGACAAAAAAAUUGAUCUUAUAAAGCUAUCGCCUCCAGAAACUGUUUAUUCUGAAGUUAAGCUUGAGCAAGGUAAAAGCCAUUCCACACUUCCUUGGGGUCAAAAUGUCCAUUCUCUAUCACUUUGUCCAUCAACUUCUGCAGACACAAAGAAGUUGACAUUAAGUACUCCUGCUUCAACACCCCCUAAGUUGUCUCCUAAGUUACCUAUUAAAGCUAGGACCUCUGUGGAGUCCCAAAGUUCAGAAGAGCUAUUUGCACCCUAUGCAACCUUCCUCCAAAGCAAUGAAAGGCUUAGAAAACCAAACAAGAUCCUUUGUGAUUCACCUACACAUAGCACAUAUGGGCAGAUUGAGAAGGUGAAAGCUUGUAAGCCUUUUGCUUCUGGCUCUGAUAGUGGGAACAAUACUUAUGAACAGAUUCCUGUUGGACAGCCAAAGUCAUCUACUCAUGACCAAGCUUCUGAGAGACAUUCUAAGUCUCCUCUAGUACAACUCAAUGAUACUUAUGAUGAGGUGUCUUCUUUGACCAUAGGAUCCUCCAGAACAGAGAAGUGUACUGAAAAUACGUAUGAAAAGAUCCCCGAGAAUCUCCAGAAAGGCUCAUCUGCAAAGCAAAUUCCUGCUACUGAUAACACAUAUGAGCAAAUUUCCCUAGACCUUGUGAAGGGAGCAGAAGCAAAACCAAACCAGAAGAUGGACAAGCGAAGAAGAUUUUUUUUUUCUGACAAGAAGAAUAAAUUCUGAAGGAGGAGUUUUAAAUUUGUUCCAUUUAGCCUAGACUAAAGAUCGUAGAAAAAUAUGCAGACAAAUUCAUCCCUUGUGUAAUUUCCCCAAUGGCUGUGGUAAACCAGGGACAUGUUUAGCCUGUACUGUCUAUAAUAGCACAAAUAGAGAUAAAUGCUGGAAAAUGAAUACCUGUUUGUCAAAUAGUUAAAGGCCCCAGCUCAUAGAAAUCUGCACAACUUCAAUUUUCUUUUCACUUGAGCCAUGUGAAUUUAGGACCAAAUUCAGGCACUGACCUAGAGUCCGAAGCCCAGGAGCAUGAAACAUAUGGUGGAAGUUGGCCACCCCAUGCCAAUUCUCCCCCAAGCUUGUGGGGAAGCAAUCCCUCCAUCACAGAGGGUUUUAAAUUGGAAUAGGGGAGAGACACAGAUUGUGUGGAUCAGCUGAAAGUUUGUAUCCAUCUUGCCUUGUGUGUCCCUGGUUGGGUAGAGAAACAGGGAUAGCACUGUUUUGAUAUCUGUUUAAGGAACCAAUUUAGAGCUAUUCAGCUAGGAAGCCAUCCUGGACCUGCAGUGCAACAACUUUAUUGAACAUACAAAUUCAUGAACAAUAUUGCAGACCCUGUUGUAAUAAGAACUACUGGCAUAUAUGAACUUGUGUUCCCUGUCUGUAGAAACUUGUAACCCUUAUUCUUAGCCUAUAAGCUCUUUAGAAGCAAGGACUGUCAGUGCUUUUGUUCUUUGCACAGUGCCUAAAACAAUGGGGUCCUGGUCUUUGACUGGGGCUCCACAAUUCACAUCACACCCACCUUUUUAUUAGGGUGGUCAAGAGAUUAAAUAAGUGGUAUUCUAUUAUUGUUUAACCACAUGAUUAAUUUUUAAAUUUUUGUGGAUGCUUUCUAUAUUUUCAAUUAUAUUGAUUUCAAUUAACAACAGCGCUCACUUGGCAGCGCUCACUUUAUAUUUUUGAUUAAAAGUGUUUGCACUGUAAAAAGACAAAAGAAAUAGUAUGUUUCAAUUCACCCAACACAAGUACUGUAGUGCAAUUGAGUGCAGUUAUGGAACAAAAAAAUCUACAUUUUUAAGUUGCACUUUCAGGACAAAGACUGCAUUACAGUACUUGGAGGUGAACUGAAAAAUACUAUUUUUUCUGUUUAUCAUUUUUACAGUGCAAGUGUAAUAUACACUGAUUUCAAUUACACCACAGAAUACAAGAUAUAUGAAAAUGUAGAAAAACAUCCAAAAUAUUUAAUAAAUUUCAAUUGGUAGUCUCUUGUUUAACCAUGUGAUUAAAACUACAAUUAAUGUUUCAGAGUUAAUCGCAUGAGUUAACUACAAUUAAUUGACAGCCCUACUUUCUAUAUACAACUCUCGACAGAAGUAAUUGAGUAAUGCUACUAAAUUAUUUCAAUAUGGUAUUUUUCCAUUUUUAAAAAAUCCUCAGCCUGAUUCUAAUCAGACAUCAGUUUUACAUUGGUUAAACUCCAUUUGCUCAAGUUAUUCCUGAUUUGCAGAGAUGUAAGUAAAAGCAGGAUAAAGCCCUUUGAACUUGA